UCGGCGGCGGUGCUCGCCAUGCAGGGAGCGGAGAGCCUUCCUCUCAAGGACGACAGCGCAGGCACCAAGCCUUGGUUCUGCCAUGGCCUUGGCUGCCCGUCCUUCACCGUCCUCUCACGGAACGACAGCGUCGAGUUGAGGAUGUACGAGGAGAGUUUGUGGGCGACGACCAAGGUUCCGUGCGGAGCAGGAGGGUCGUCCUUCGACAGCGCGAAGAGGGAAGGGUUCAUGCGACUGUUCCGCUACAUCAGCGGCAACAACUCCGAGCAUGCCAAGAUCGACAUGACAGCACCCGUCCUCAUCCGAGUCGACAAGGACGCUACGGGAGGCUACUCUGAGAUCUCAGUCUCUUUCUUCAUGGCCAAUGGCAAGCAGGAAUCACCCCAGCCUGGCAACAGUCAGAUCUUCCUCGAGCAGCUGCCCAAGAUGCAAGUCUUCGUCUCCCAGUACUCCACUCUUCCUCCGGGGCCGUCGGAGGGGCGGGUGUUCAAGGAGGCAGAGGCACUGAAGUCGGGACUGGCCCCGGGCACGUACGAUGAGCGCACGUUCUUCGACGUCGAGUACGAUCCUCCCUUCCGCAUCUUCGGUCGGCACGACGAGAUCUGGAUC
Molecule: messenger RNA, 609 nt
Organism: Guillardia theta CCMP2712
Lineage: Eukaryota; Cryptophyceae; Pyrenomonadales; Geminigeraceae
Exons: 1
Source: RefSeq, a predicted model, not a curated record